AGGACGGCGGGCGCCCCCCGGGGACGAUGAAGACGGAGGGGGGCGACCACUCCAUGAUCAACCUGUCGGUGCAGCAGGUCCUGAGCCUCUGGGCCCACGGCACGGUGCUGAGGAACCUCACGGAGAUGUGGUACUGGGUCUUCCUGUGGGCCCUCUUCUCCUCGCUCUUCGUCCACGGGGCCGCCGGCGUGCUCAUGUUCGUGAUGCUGCAGCGGCACCGGCACGGGAGAGUCGUCUCGGUCGUCGCCGUCAGCGUGGGCUUCCUGGCCUCUGUCACGGGAGCCAUGAUCACUAGUGCGGCGGUGGCGGGCAUCUACAGGGUGGCUGGCAAGAACAUGGCCCCGCUCGAGGCGCUCGUGUGGGGCGUUGGGCAGACUGUGUUGACAUUAAUCAUCUCCUUUUCAAGGAUCCUCGCUACACUCUGAGGUUUCUGAGGGAACAUCGUCUUUACCUAAGGAAAUGGUUGUACAGAUUCCCUGAAAAUGGAAUUGUUAACCAGUGGAAAUGUACAAGAGUGUGGACAGAGGGAGUCAAACCCCUUGAGUCGCGUGGAAAGCCUGCCCUCUGGCGUUCAAGUGAUUGCACUACCGCACUGCACCUCACGUGCCUCGGGCCAGGCAAGGUGCACGGAGAUGGCACUGGAAGCCGCUAGAAGAAGCACCUUGUUCAGCUGCCAGCCAGGUUAACCUUGGUGUUGAAAUCACCACUCUCAACAGUGUUGUGUCAGGUUACAGGGACGUUUUGAGAAAUUGAUACAUGUGCCAAACUUCUUUCUUUGUGUUGACAUUGAUCAUGUAGCUGUAGAUGAGUGCUGUGAGCACACUUGACAUGAAUUCAGGUAACGUAGGAAGACUUUUUUUGCAAGCUAAACCCCGUGUGAAUGCUAAAUUCAGAGUCCUUUAAUAUGAGAGAAAUUGUUUGGUUUUUAAUGCUGAGCCAUUCUGGGACUUAGGGCUUUGAUGUGUUGAGGUAUUAUUAUGUGAGUAAUAAUAGUCUUCUUAAUGGAAGACUGGCUAAACUGUUUCAAGGACUCAAAGUAGGGUGCACACUUUUCAGUAAUAUAACACCCUUUUAGGAAUUCCCUCAUACAUAAUAUUCUAUUCAUACAAAUCCCAAAACUUUAUGGGUCACACACAGUCACUUGUGUGUCAUAAAAAUAUAAUUUGAAAUUUUUCUUAUAACUUUUGUAAGAAAAAGUCUGAAAUGCAUGUUGUAUUCUCCAACCCUUCUAAGGAAAACUUUUGCCUCGUAUGUCGUGGAGAAGCACCGUGUUGGCAUUGCAGUGUGAUGGCAUCGCUCAGUGCGUGCAUCGUGAUUUUUGAUGAAGCAGUCUCUCGCUCUGGAGUGCUGACUACUUAGAGUGGCCUAAAUUAGGCUGUGGAAAUAAAAAGUCUCAUUCAUAGAUUGGUAAUAAGUAAGUUACAUAGGAAGAAUAAUAAACAUCUUAUUUUGUAUAUGUGGCAAUGUUAUUAUUACCCUAACUAAAAACAGGGAAUAGAGUAAAAUUUAAGACUUGACAGACUGGCCCUUUCCCUAUAGCACAGAACACAUGUCCAAGGGACUCAGUUUAGUUUUCAGUUCUUACAGCAGGAAUGAGUUAAGUUUGUGUCUGUGGAUUAUUAAGUUUACUAGAAACUCUGGUCACAUUGAUUAAAAGUGGAAAUGUCCUCUGUAUAAAACAAUCUAAGAGAUUGGGGCAAUAUGCAGUUGCUUAUUAAAAAUGCAAGAAGUGGCAACGCAUCCAGACCUGGGCUGAGUCCUGGGUGGCGGGGCCCGGAGCGCUAGUACAGUCACACGUGUGCCGUCGGAGGAGGGCUGGUCGUGGCAGCGGGAGGGAUGGCCCAGCAGGUGGCCCAGGGCUCCAGCUGCUGCUUAGACAUUAGGCUGCUUUUAGAUUGCACUCAGUGCUAAGACUCGUGCUAUCAACACCCAUUUCAUUUCCUCUCUUGAAAGAAGGAUGUAUUAACUUACUAAGCUCUGGUGGGUGGUUCUUCAGCCAGUAUGGAAGCCAAUUUAGGGAUUUACUAAUACUGUGGCUUGGAAAGUUAACAAAAUAAUCAAUAACUAAUUAUUUAUGCUUGGAGACCCUUGAAGUAAAUCUUAAAAUUGAUUCUCUAUAUUUUGUGUACAACUCUACUAUUAUUUUCAUGUGUUCUUUGUACUCUUACUGUUUUCUAAAAUUAAACUUAGGCAUAACUUUUUCAAGUCAGUUUAGCUUUUCCUUUUCUGCUAGGCUCAGACCACUUUCUCUCCCUGCUGGCGUAAGUGCUAUUUAAAGCACUUGGGUCCUUCCCAGUGGAAAUACCAAUCUGUGGAAAUAGCUUCCGACAUCUAGAAUGCGUACUGAGUUCUGUGUGGCCACACUGUGAUUUAGGACGGUUGUUGUCCUGGUCUGGCUAAUAUGGAGUGCAGAAUUCCUAGUCCCAAGCCAAGAACAAAAUAAUUUAGACACACUGAAUGUGUGAGUGAAUGGACCAAUGAGAUUUAAACUCCCCUUUCUACUCUAGAAUGGAAGUAUCAUUGAGUGAUUAAUAAUUAGCUUGUAGAGCGUCCUGCAGUUAUCUCAUUGUCAAGUUGAUGUACAUUAAAGAUUGACAGUGUGUGAUUUCAAUCUAGGGUCUCUUUGAUCUCAGUUAUUUCCAUUGGGAUUUUGUGUAACUCACUCAUGUUGUUUGGAAAUACAUUUGACUAGUGUAAAUUGAUGGAAUUGCUUUAACAGCUGUUUACAUGCAGAGAUUUUUAAGAAGGUAGUGGUUUCCUAUAGAGCUAAGAAAUGUUUAAUGAUAUGUCUAUAUAUUCACUCAAAUAUAUUGUUAUAUACAUAUAUAGAGAGCUAUAUAUGAAUACAGUCUGAUCAGGAAGAUUUUGUUUAAUGAAUGCAUUCCUGUUCAGGUAGAGAAGUUCAUUUGUUUAGUGGAAGGAUCUUUAAGUGGAUUUGAGGAUGUUUGAAGGUUUGCUGGAGACCCUUGAGACACAACAGAAGUUCUCUGUGAUGCAGUUGGGCCACACUUUCUUAAAAUUUGUAUGUGUUUCAGGCAGGAAAUUUUCCUUAUGACAAGUGAAGGAAGGAAGGGGGAUCUGCUGCUGCUGGCAUGUCUUUAGAUUUAAAAUGUUUAGUGAAAUCAGCUCCCCAAAGAAGAAACUUGUAUAGCCCCAAAGUUAGUACUUAACAUACUGACUAGAAGCAUUG
Molecule: messenger RNA, 3190 nt
Organism: Jaculus jaculus (lesser Egyptian jerboa)
Lineage: Eukaryota; Metazoa; Chordata; Mammalia; Rodentia; Dipodidae
Gene: Tmem170b
Product: transmembrane protein 170B
Exons: 3
Coding region: 27-425 (132 amino acids)
Biological process (GO): negative regulation of canonical Wnt signaling pathway
Cellular component (GO): plasma membrane
Source: RefSeq, a predicted model, not a curated record